UGCCCCCCUCAAUUCUCUCUCCCCCCCCAAUGUGUUCUCAUAGUGGAGAGGCGCAGGAGGGAUAAAAUCAACAACUGGAUCGUGCAGCUGUCCAAAAUCAUCCCCGACUGCAACGCUGACAACAGCAAGACCGGGGCGAGCAAAGGCGGGAUCCUCUCGAAAGCCUGCGAUUACGUGCGGGAGCUGCGACAGAGCAACCAGCGCCUGCAGGAAACCUUCAAGGAGGCGGAACGCCUGCAGAUGGACAACGACCUGCUGCGCCAGCAGGUGCCUGGCCACGCCCCCUCCCCGUAGCCACGCCCCCUCCCU
Phasianus colchicus (ring-necked pheasant) is the source of this 309-nucleotide messenger RNA. The record is from RefSeq and is a predicted model, not a curated record. Lineage: Eukaryota; Metazoa; Chordata; Aves; Galliformes; Phasianidae.